Messenger RNA from Nicotiana attenuata, 2524 nucleotides. RefSeq lists its product as uncharacterized. The transcript is spliced from 5 exons. Lineage: Eukaryota; Viridiplantae; Streptophyta; Magnoliopsida; Solanales; Solanaceae. The record is from RefSeq and is a predicted model, not a curated record. Bases 338 to 2320 code for a protein of 660 amino acids.
UCUAGUGUCCCCAAAAGAGGACAUUCUCUAGGUAAAAUGUUAUUUUUAGAUCAAGAAUGUGACGCUCAUCAUCAAGAAAUGUCCCUACGACAAGAAAAAUAGAUCACUUAAAUCUUCCAUGACUUGCUUUUCUUGUUCUAUUUUUUGCUUUUGUGGCUCAUCUUUCUGGAAGGCUUAUAGUUGAAGCAAAUAUAAAUGGUGGUGUCCAUACUAAUCACCUAAUAACACUCUGGCAUGUUGCAAAAGGUCUAAGCUGUCCUCUAAAGCUUCUUAGCUAUUUAAUGCAGGAGUGAAUAUCUCUGCUGUCAUCAUUACCAUGGAGUUGGAUAGUUAGAGCAUGGUAAGUGAGAUGGGGAACACAAAUUCAUCAGAAGCAGAGAAUGCUGCAGUUGAUGCUCAACAAAAAGGCGAAGCUGCUGGCAAUGCAAAUGGUGUUAAAGAAGAAGACAACAUAAUUUCUGAAGGUGAAAGUAAAGAUUAUCAUGAGAAAGCUGCAGCUUUGCCUAUUUAUGACCUUGAGAACUCCGAAGAUGGCAAAACAGGAUUUCAAACAGAUGCAAAUGAUUUAGUGAGUGAAGUUACUAAUAUUGAAACACAUAAUUUUGAUCAACCUCUGGAGUCAGUUUUGGAGGGGAAGGAUGAUCCUCGUGACCAACCAUGUAACCAGAAAGGUGAGGCAGAAGGAAGUUUACCUCAUGAUGAAGUUUUAAAGACCGAUCCAGGUGAAUCCUCAAGUGUUGCCAAUGAGACAGUAGAAGAAUGCAUCAUAUCUUCAUCAUUUGAGGAACAAGAAACUACAAGGAAUGGAAGAUCAGGCCAGAAUGAAGAUAAAACUCAGUUGAUCAACUCUGAAAUUGCACUUGCAGAUAAGGGAGUUGUUUCUGAUCAAAGAGACGAUUCGUUGGUGAGUGAAAUGGCUGCCUCAGCAGAUGGAUCAAAUGAGGAAAAACAUGAGCUUAUGAGUGCUGAAAAUCAGGUUGAAAAUGGUUUCUCAAAUGGAAGUGAUUGGGAUGAAAUUCCUAAAGUGGAGUCCAAUCAAAUCGAUGCUACAGUUUCACUGUUGACAGAUAUUCCACUGAGUACUCCUUCGAGUUCGCUGUCAGCAGCUAUUGAGCCAGAAGACAAAUGUGCGGUUCACACUCCAGAGAGUGAAUUGAUAUCAAACGAAUCGGAUAAUGCUGUAAAGGAAUGUGAUCUGAAGAAAACUGAGUCAUGUAUGCAGGCAGUGCAUGAAAUGCAGAUUGACAACGUAGCUUCUUCAAUUGAAUCACACCCCAAAGAGGCUACAGAGGAAAAUCUACCAGGAAACGACGCUAGUACUGAUAUUGUAAUGGAUUAUUCAAUUAAGGGGGAUGACAUAAACGUUCAACCUGAUAUUCUUCAUUAUGAUCACACGCCACCAGUAGAAAUGGGACUGCACCCUACCAAAUUCUUUGGAACAGAAAAUGGUCUUCUUGAUAAAGCAAAGGGAGGAGUUGAGAAGUCUAGUAGAAAGGAAAUAAUGGAGAAGUGCAUAUUGCAGUUGGGGUCAUCAAAACUGGAAAAUGAUGUCGAUAUAGCAUAUGCAGAAGGAAGAAUGCGGGGGUUUGAGUCGGUUGAGGAUAAAAAAGAAUGCAACGCAGCCUUGACAGGACAGAAUAGCUGUGAAUUUGUUAUCACUGAGGACUCUGGUGUUUUUGAACUCAAGACAUCAGAAAAAGGGAUAAAGAAAAUUGCAGCUUUUCCUGAGUCAGGAAUUGCACAGAAUGUUCAGCCAAGUCUUGAAGCAUUAGCAUUUUCCAAUGAAAAAUGUGCCUAUGAUCAAAUGGUGCCAAAUUUUCAUGAUGAAACUCUUUCCAAAGCACCAGAGGGUAUUGGAAGUUUAAGCCUCGAAUCGAUCCCAGAUAAAUUAAACAAUGGAAUUGAGCUUCGAAAGUCACCAAGCUUUGAUUUUGUUGUCCCUUCUCAUAGAAGAUCUUUAGAAUCAGAUCAAACUCCACUUCUGUGUCCCGAAAUGAUUCCUACAAGAAGCUCAUCAGUUGGCUCCAAUGUAAAGUUCUCAAAUUCACUAGACUACGGGUCAGUAGCAGUCGAAGAGAAGACUAUUAGAAUGGAAAGAAGUGAUUCUGAAGCUCCUCUUUUAGGCUUGUUGAAGAAUGGUGAUCCGAAGUUUACGUCUGAAACACAGCAGAACCAUGUUGCUGUUAUGAAAGGAGAGGAAUUGCAGACUUCACAAGCAACGGAAACUUGUCUAACUUCACCAAAGGGGAGCGGAAAACGCAAGGCCAGACCAUCUUUCUUCAGCACUUGCAUCUGCUGCACAGCAGCCACUCAUUAUUGAACAGACUCAAAAAGAUAUUUGUUUUUUGUUUUGAUUCUUUUUCUCAAUUGAUUGGGUUUUUAACCAUAUUAAAGAUAUUUUCAUGUGGCAUCUUUCAUCACAAUGGAGUGUUGAGAGCAUGCAUAGUCUGUAAGAUACUGAAAAAAGGGUGUGAGAUGUCUGAGUGAUGACUAUAAGUUAUACUUCCCGUUUUGUUUUUCCUCA